AAGCCAAGUCAAAGUUACAUUUGUAUUAUAUUUUAGUGUCGUCACUAAACUCAUAAGCACACAUUCAAAAAUUCACAUUCAGAUUUCAUUAUGGACAACUUCGGAAUACCCACAGAGAUCAACGUAGGUGUUAUGAAGGCGAUCGCUGAACUAGAGAACACAGCACCUGAUGGUUUUGUGUCCGAAAAAAAGAUCUGCGAUCAUGUGGUGUACAACGAAACUGAUAAGGAUUGGCUUGUUAGUCAGUCUCUAAAUAAUUUAACUUUUUUGGAAGUAUUGGUGCGAUGUGGAUCGUCAUUUGCCUUGCGACAAAAUCUACGAUUUCCAUCGGGAGCGAGUGCAAUACCAUGGAUCGACCCUCGAAACCAAAAUAAGAAUCAUAAACGUGUCGCUGAAAUGAAACGACGUUCAGCAGCUAAAAAGAAAAAAUAUGCCGCAAAAAUAGAUUCGUAUUUUACCAAAUAUUUUGAAAUCUACAAAAACAUGAAAGCCAACGAAAUUCCUGAAACCCCUGAAAUAAAUACAGGACCGGAGGAUACAACCGAUAUGUUGCCACCUAAUGCUCUUCUUGAGGAGCAAGUUUUAGGAAAUGUGAACUCAAAGGUUAAAUACACAAAUCACAAAAAGAAACGAAAUUUUGAAGAUAAAAAGAAAACAUAUUCCCCCGAAAUAAUAGAUUCGCUUUUUGCCUACUAUUUUGAAAAAUAUAAGAACAUCAAAACUAUAAAUAAUCCAGAGAACUCUAAAGAAAGAACUCUUGAAAAUGUGCAAUCAAAGCGUAAAAUUACAAUGGCUAAAGAGAUAGGUAAUUUUAAAGCCAUGAAAAAAAGUUAUUCCUGUCCAGAACUCAAUUUUUUGUUUGCUUUGAAAAAUAUAGGAGAUAAUCCAAAUGUGUAUGUAUCAAAACGUGGAUCGAUACUCGCUCCAUCGGGACCGAUUGCAAUACCAUCGAUCGACCGUCGAAACCAAAAUAAGAAUCUUAAACGUCGCCUUGAACUGAAUCAAUAUUAUGCAGCUAAAAAAAAAAGAUAUGCCGAAAUUCCUGAAAACCCUGAAAUAAAUACAGGACCGGAGGAUACAACCAAAAUGUUGCCACCUAAUGCUCUUCUUGAGGAGCAAGUUUUGGGAAAUGUGAACUCAAAGGUUAAAUACACAAAUCACAAAAAGAAACGAAAUUUUGAAGAUAAAAAGAAAACAUAUUCCCCCGAAAUAAUAGAUUCGCUUUUUGCAUUCUAUUUUGAAAAAUAUAAGAACAUCAAAACUAUAAAUAAUCCAGAGAACUCUGAAGAAAGAACUCUUGAGUCGACAGGACUCGACGUUGAUAACAUUAUUUUACAAGUCAGUGCACCUAUCAAUGAUCAGACCUCUAAACCAAUGGAGAAUGUGGUAGAAAAUGUGCAAUCAAAGCGUAAAAUUAGAAUGGCUAAAGAGAUAGGUAAUUUUAAAGCCAUGAAAAAAAGUUAUUCCUGUCCAGAACUCAAUUUUUUGUUUGCUUUGAAAAAUAUAAGAGAUAAUCCAAACGUGUAUGUAUCAAAACGUGGAUCGAUUUUAGGAUCACUUGGACUGAAAAAAGCAAACAAUAUUUUGUCAAUAAAUGGCCUUAAGGAUCAAGAGUACUUCAGUCGUUGGCAAUUUACAGAUCCAUUAGUUAUUUAAUACAUUUUCGACUGUUUUUAUUUGCUUCAAUGCAUUUUAAUAAAUUUUAAUUUAAGUG
Messenger RNA from Drosophila sulfurigaster albostrigata, 1714 nucleotides. RefSeq lists its product as uncharacterized. NCBI's taxonomy places the organism in Eukaryota, Metazoa, Arthropoda, Insecta, Diptera, Drosophilidae. The transcript is spliced from 3 exons. The coding region runs from base 91 to 1656 and encodes 521 amino acids. The record is from RefSeq and is a predicted model, not a curated record.